Molecule: messenger RNA, 810 nt
Organism: Cygnus atratus (black swan)
Lineage: Eukaryota; Metazoa; Chordata; Aves; Anseriformes; Anatidae
Product: olfactory receptor 14A16-like
Exons: 1
Coding region: 1-810 (269 amino acids)
Biological process (GO): G protein-coupled receptor signaling pathway
Cellular component (GO): membrane
Molecular function (GO): olfactory receptor activity; G protein-coupled receptor activity
Source: RefSeq, a predicted model, not a curated record
AUGUACUUCUUCCUCCUCAACCUCACCCUCCUCGACCUGGGCUGCAUCUCCACCACUCUCUCCAAAGCCAUGGCCAAUUCCCUCUGGGACACCAGGGCUAUUUCCUACACGGGAUGUCUUGCACAGGUCUUUCUAUUUCUAUUCUUGUUUUCAGCAGAGUAUUCUCUUCUCACCAUCAUGGCCUACGACCGCUACAUUGCCAUCUGCAAGCCCCUGCACUACGGGAGCCUCCUGGGCAGCAGAGCUUGUGCCCAGAUGGCAGCAGCUGCCUGGGGUACUGCUUUUUUCAAUGCUGUGCUGCACACUGCCAAUACAUUUUCCCUGCCGCUCUGCCAAGGCAAUUCUUUGGACCAGUUCUUCUGCGAAAUCCCCCAGAUCCUCAAGCUUUCCUGCUCAGAUGCCUACCUUAGGGAAGUUGGGCUUCUCACGUUCAUUUCCUUUUUAGGGUUUGGGUGUUUUGUUUUCAUUCUUUCCUCUUAUGUGCAGAUCUUUAGGGCUGUGCUGAGGAUGCCCUCUGAGCAGGGACGGCACAAAGCCUUUUCCACGUGCCUCCCUCACCUGGCCGUGGUCUCCCUCUUUGUCAGCACCGGAAUUUUUGCCUACAUGAACCCCUCCUCCAUCUCUUCCCCACCCCUGAACCUGAUGGUGGCAGUUCUGUACUCCGUUCUGCCUCCAGUAUUGAACCCCUUCAUCUACAAUAUGAGGAACCAGGAGCUCAAGAAUUCAAUAUGGAAACUGCUGACAGGGUGUUUAUCAGUGACCACAGACUGUUUUCCUUUUUCUGCGGAUGACUCUCCGUGUAUGUCGUGA